Phragmites australis (common reed) is the source of this 1641-nucleotide messenger RNA. RefSeq lists its product as uncharacterized. The record is from RefSeq and is a predicted model, not a curated record. NCBI's taxonomy places the organism in Eukaryota, Viridiplantae, Streptophyta, Magnoliopsida, Poales, Poaceae. The coding region runs from base 663 to 1436 and encodes 257 amino acids. The transcript has a single exon.
CAGAAGCAAACAGAACUCUCUCUCUCCAGUCUCUCUCCCUCUCCACCUCCCCCAUGUGAGGUGAAGCUGUCCCCUUCUCUCUCUCUCUCUCCUCUUGGACACAGAGCCCUCACCUUGCCUUAUCACCAAUUCACCAUACAAGUCGAUCAGUCACCGCUGCAUUUGUUUCGGUGCACUCGGUCUGUGUGCUGGUGCUGCUUGCUGCCUUUGGUCUCUGCUUUGGUCCUCUUCCUCUCCUUCCUGGAGCCUCCCUUCACUCCUUGGUUGGGUCAACUGUCUCUGCUCUUUUUUCUUCCCUGCUCUUUGAUUGCUUCCACCGUUGCAGCUGUUCUUGGCAGGUUUCUCAGUCCGUUCCCGUGGUUGUUGCCGUUGCAGUUUCUAACUGUUCUUGCUUCUGUCAGAGUCAGAGUGGUAGGAUAUAGAAGCCAGAAAGGUGGCAAAAUCUUGAGCUUUAUAGGCUCAUCUUCCCUGCUCUGUGUGGAUCUCUGAACAAGUUCUGAGCUUCUGAGCAGGAGAAUAAUCUGACCUGGUUUCUCUUGCCCAAAAAAGAAGAUUCUGAGGCAGCUUCCAGUUCUUGGCUUCUUCUACUUGGAUUGUUUGCUUCCUCUAAUGGUGGAUCCGAGUUAGUUUGCUGCGAAAAGGAAGAGACGCCCUUGGACAAGAUGAGAGCUUUAAGCAUACUCGGCGUUGGGCUCGCGGUGGUGUCUGCGCUGCUCCUGCUGGCGCUCACCGCCGAGCUCUACUACAUCUUUGUGCACAAGCGCAGGCUGCAUCGCCGCGCCGCCGCAAUCUCCGACGCGGCCUCGUCGCCUUCCUCCUCCUCCCGUGAGCUGCUCCAGCUCUUCUGCUUCAAGAAGCCGCCCGCUCUGGCGACCACCUACGCGGUAAAGGAGCCGCACGCCGGCGGCGCCGCUGUGGCAAUGGCCGUCGUCGAGGACGACGACGACGACGAGACGGUGGAGGCGCAGCUGAUGCGGCUGGGUAGCCUCGUCGGCCCGCCGCGGCUGCUGUUCACCAUCAAGGAGGAGACCAGGGAGGACCUCGAGUCCGAGGACGGCCGGAGCAGGUGCGGCAGGAGCCGGAGCCUCGGCGAGCUGCUGCAUUGCUCGGACACGCCGGUAUCCUCGCCGGUGCCACCGUCGAUGGCGGCUACGGACAACUCCUACAACCCGCUGUUCGAGUCCCCGGCGGCGAGCCCGGCCCCUGCACCGACGGUGUCGCCGCCGCCCAAGUUCCAGUUCCUCAAGGACGCGGAGGAGAAGCUGUACCGGCGGGCGCUGGCCGAGGAGGCGAUGCGGGCGCGGAGGUCGCCGCCGCCGCAGCCACUGUCGCCGGCGUCCUGCGAGGAGGACGGCGGGUACAUCACGAUCGUGGUGGGGAAGAACAACCGGGUCAUCCCCCUGCCGUCGCCACCCACCGGCGGUGGCCAUCAGUGAGUAGUGAGCUGUUCUGAUGGAGGAUUUCAUUAACUUGUUUGAUACUAUGCACUGCUCUAGUGUAGCUCUUGUGAUGUGUAAACUUUCAUUUUUCUUUGGCAUAUGGUCUUCUGAUCAUGCCAAACUGGAUCACUGGAUGUAUAUAACAUCAAAAUGCUGAGGAAUUGAUAAUCUCAAAUCAACAUGCUUUUUUUUAUCCGGUGUC